UCACCCCUCUUUUCUUCUCACUGACCUCUCCCUCCCAUCCCUCUAUUUCCACUCACCAUGACUGUCACAGCAUCCCCAUCUACCACCCAAGCCCUCGUCCUGCACGGCGCCAAAGACCUCCGUCUGGAAUCCCGACCUCUUUCCCCCCCAGCCGGCAACGAAGUUCAAGUUGCCGUUCGCGCCACCGGCCUCUGUGGCUCUGACCUCCACUACUACACCCACGGCCGCAAUGGCGACUUUGUCGUCCGUGAACCCAUGUGCCUGGGCCACGAAUCCUCCGGUAUCGUUACCGCCGUCGGACCCGAGGUAACCACACACGCAGUAGGCGAUCGCGUCGCCCUAGAAGUCGGCCUCCCCUGUCGACAAUGCGCCCUCUGCCAGCAGGGCCGCUAUAACAUCUGCCCCCAGAUGAAAUUCCGCAGCAGUGCCAAGCUCGUCCCCCACCUCGACGGAACCCUGAUGGAACUCACCAACCACCCGGCCGACAUGUGCCACAGACUCCCCGACUCAGUCUCCUACGCCGGAGGCGCCCUCGUCGAACCACUAGCCGUCUGUCUCCAUGCCAUUCGACGCUCCCGGCCCCCAACCCAGGAGGAAGUGACUCUCGCGCAAUCGGUGGGCGAACCCACCUCAGCCCUGAUCUUCGGGGCGGGUGCCAUUGGCUUACUCCUGGCCUCUGCCCUGGCCACAUCCCAGAACUUCUCCUCCAUCCUGGUGGCCGACAUCGAUGCCUCCCGACUGGCCAUUGCCGACUCGCUGGGCCUGGGCCUGAAGACGACCCUCAUCCCCAAGGCCGACCCGUCCAACCCCCCACCCUCCCGAGAAGCCCCGCACGCGGAACAAACAGCCUGGGCGCUGCAGAACGCACAACGCGUGGCGGCGAUCCUGAAGGAGUCGGCCAGUCUGACGUCGGGGUUUGCGCGGGUCUAUGACUGCACGGGGGUGCCGGCCUGCGUGCAGGCGGGUAUCUAUGCUGCAGGGGCGGGAGCGGUGCUGGUCCAGAUUGGAAUGGGCAACCCUAUCCAAACGCUGCCGGUCGGGGCAGCAGCACUGCGGGAGGUGGACAUCAUCGGGGUGUUCCGCUACGACGGGUAUGCCUAUCCGGCAGCGAUUGCCUUGAUGGCCAGCGGGAAGCUGGAGCGGGUAGAGCAGUUGGUGGUGACGCACCGGGUGCCACUGGCAGAGGGCGCGCGGGCCUUUUCCCUGGCGGGCCAGGGAGUAGACGAGGCGGGCAAGCCAGUGGUCAAGGUGGUGAUUGAGAGCUGAGAUAACUCCAACACCGAAGACAUGAGAACCAAAAGAAUGACUCAGACUUAUGAUGUUACGGAGUGUACAGUAGACAGCAAAGCAUACUAGAUGAGAUGAGAUGAGAUGAAAC
Messenger RNA from Aspergillus sclerotioniger CBS 115572, 1378 nucleotides. RefSeq names its product NAD(P)-dependent alcohol dehydrogenase. The record is from RefSeq and is a predicted model, not a curated record. Gene Ontology annotation, biological process: D-sorbitol catabolic process. NCBI's taxonomy places the organism in Eukaryota, Fungi, Ascomycota, Eurotiomycetes, Eurotiales, Aspergillaceae. The transcript is spliced from 2 exons. Gene Ontology annotation, molecular function: zinc ion binding; L-iditol 2-dehydrogenase (NAD+) activity. The coding region runs from base 58 to 1266 and encodes 402 amino acids.